Oncorhynchus tshawytscha (Chinook salmon) is the source of this 5341-nucleotide messenger RNA. Its product is annotated as mucin-2. The transcript has 36 exons. The coding region runs from base 1 to 5274 and encodes 1757 amino acids. The record is from RefSeq and is a predicted model, not a curated record. NCBI's taxonomy places the organism in Eukaryota, Metazoa, Chordata, Actinopteri, Salmoniformes, Salmonidae.
AUGAACUUUUUGACCCUCUGCAGACCUGUGCCUCGUCUCGGUCAGGAUCCUAACACAGAGGUGGAUUUGGAACUGGAGUUCAAUGCGACCUCCACAGUACCUAUCCCCAAGGGCAGUGACAUUGUUGAAACAUUGAAAGAGGCUCUGACCAAUCCAAACUCUAACUUCAACUUAUCUUUGGAUCUCAACUCCAUCACUGAUCCUAACACAGAGGUGGAUUUGGAACUGGAGUUCAAUGCGACCUCCACAGUACCUAUCCCCAAGGGCAGUGACAUUGUUGAAACAUUGAAAGAGGCUCUGACCAAUCCAAACUCUAACUUCAACUUAUCUUUGGAUCUCAACUCCAUCACUGAUCCUAACACAGAGGUGGAUUUGGAACUGGAGUUCAAUGCGACCUCCACAGUACCUAUCCCCAAGGGCAGUGACAUUGUUGAAACAUUGAAAGAGGCUCUGACCAAUCCAAACUCUAACUUCAACUUAUCUUUGGAUCUCAACUCCAUCACUGAUCCUAACACAGAGGUGGAUUUGGAACUGGAGUUCAAUGCGACCUCCACAGUACCUAUCCCCAAGGGCAGUGACAUUGUUGAAACAUUGAAAGAGGCUCUGACCAAUCCAAACUCUAACUUCAACUUAUCUUUGGAUCUCAACUCCAUCACUGAUCCUAACACAGAGGUGGAUUUGGAACUGGAGUUCAAUGCGACCUCCACAGUACCUAUCCCCAAGGGCAGUGACAUUGUUGAAACAUUGAAAGAGGCUCUGACCAAUCCAAACUCUAACUUCAACUUAUCUUUGGAUCUCAACUCCAUCACUGAUCCUAACACAGAGGUGGAUUUGGAACUGGAGUUCAAUGCGACCUCCACAGUACCUAUCCCCAAGGGCAGUGACAUUGUUGAAACAUUGAAAGAGGCUCUGACCAAUCCAAACUCUAACUUCAACUUAUCUUUGGAUCUCAACUCCAUCACUGAUCCUAACACAGAGGUGGAUUUGGAACUGGAGUUCAAUGCGACCUCCACAGUACCUAUCCCCAAGGGCAGUGACAUUGUUGAAACAUUGAAAGAGGCUCUGACCAAUCCAAACUCUAACUUCAACUUAUCUUUGGAUCUCAACUCCAUCACUGAUCCUAACACAGAGGUGGAUUUGGAACUGGAGUUCAAUGCGACCUCCACAGUACCUAUCCCCAAGGGCAGUGACAUUGUUGAAACAUUGAAAGAGGCUCUGACCAAUCCAAACUCUAACUUCAACUUAUCUUUGGAUCUCAACUCCAUCACUGAUCCUAACACAGAGGUGGAUUUGGAACUGGAGUUCAAUGCGACCUCCACAGUACCUAUCCCCAAGGGCAGUGACAUUGUUGAAACAUUGAAAGAGGCUCUGACCAAUCCAAACUCUAACUUCAACUUAUCUUUGGAUCUCAACUCCAUCACUACCUGUGCCUCGCUCGGUCAGGAUCCUAACACAGAGGUGGAUUUGGAACUGGAGUUCAAUGCGACCUCCACAGUACCUAUCCCCAAGGGCAGUGACAUUGUUGAAACAUUGAAAGAGGCUCUGACCAAUCCAAACUCUAACUUCAACUUAUCUUUGGAUCUCAACUCCAUCACUGUGAUAAAUGCCCCUGCUACAACAACUGUUCCUGCUACAACUGCCAUAACAACGGCACCUCCUCCAGUGGUGGAAUUACAAGUCACCUUGCAGCAAGCUUUUGUACCAGCCUUGACUGACCCUCAAAGCACAGAAUUCAAAACACUAUCAGUAACCAUUACUACAAUUUGUGACACAAUCUUCCGACAAAGAUAUGGGCUUAGUUUCAUUCAGACGACUGUUACUCAAUUCAGACCUGUGCCUCGUCUCGGUCAGGAUCCUAACACAGAGGUGGAUUUGGAACUGGAGUUCAAUGCGACCUCCACAGUACCUAUCCCCAAGGGCAGUGACAUUGUUGAAACAUUGAAAGAGGCUCUGACCAAUCCAAACUCUAACUUCAACUUAUCUUUGGAUCUCAACUCCAUCACUGUGAUAAAUGCCCCUGCUACAACAACUGUUCCUGCUACAACUGCCAUAACAACGGCACCUCCUCCAGUGGUGGAAUUACAAGUCACCUUGCAGCAAGCUUUUGUACCAGCCUUGACUGACCCUCAAAGCACAGAAUUCAAAACACUAUCAGUAACCAUUACUACAAUUUGUGACACAAUCUUCCGACAAAGAUAUGGGCUUAGUUUCAUUCAGACGACUGUUACUCAAUUCAGACCUGUGCCUCGUCUCGGUCAGGAUCCUAACACAGAGGUGGAUUUGGAACUGGAGUUCAAUGCGACCUCCACAGUACCUAUCCCCAAGGGCAGUGACAUUGUUGAAACAUUGAAAGAGGCUCUGACCAAUCCAAACUCUAACUUCAACUUAUCUUUGGAUCUCAACUCCAUCACUGUGAUAAAUGCCCCUGCUACAACAACUGUUCCUGCUACAACUGCCAUAACAACGGCACCUCCUCCAGUGGUGGAAUUACAAGUCACCUUGCAGCAAGCUUUUGUACCAGCCUUGACUGACCCUCAAAGCACAGAAUUCAAAACACUAUCAGUAACCAUUACUACAAUUUGUGACACAAUCUUCCGACAAAGAUAUGGGCUUAGUUUCAUUCAGACGACUGUUACUCAAUUCAGACCUGUGCCUCGUCUCGGUCAGGAUCCUAACACAGAGGUGGAUUUGGAACUGGAGUUCAAUGCGACCUCCACAGUACCUAUCCCCAAGGGCAGUGACAUUGUUGAAACAUUGAAAGAGGCUCUGACCAAUCCAAACUCUAACUUCAACUUAUCUUUGGAUCUCAACUCCAUCACUGUGAUAAAUGCCCCUGCUACAACAACUGUUCCUGCUACAACUGCCAUAACAACGGCACCUCCUCCAGUGGUGGAAUUACAAGUCACCUUGCAGCAAGCUUUUGUACCAGCCUUGACUGACCCUCAAAGCACAGAAUUCAAAACACUAUCAGUAACCAUUACUACAAUUUGUGACACAAUCUUCCGACAAAGAUAUGGGCUUAGUUUCAUUCAGACGACUGUUACUCAAUUCAGACCUGUGCCUCGUCUCGGUCAGGAUCCUAACACAGAGGUGGAUUUGGAACUGGAGUUCAAUGCGACCUCCACAGUACCUAUCCCCAAGGGCAGUGACAUUGUUGAAACAUUGAAAGAGGCUCUGACCAAUCCAAACUCUAACUUCAACUUAUCUUUGGAUCUCAACUCCAUCACUGUGAUAAAUGCCCCUGCUACAACAACUGUUCCUGCUACAACUGCCAUAACAACGGCACCUCCUCCAGUGGUGGAAUUACAAGUCACCUUGCAGCAAGCUUUUGUACCAGCCUUGACUGACCCUCAAAGCACAGAAUUCAAAACACUAUCAGUAACCAUUACUACAAUUUGUGACACAAUCUUCCGACAAAGAUAUGGGCUUAGUUUCAUUCAGACGACUGUUACUCAAUUCAGACCUGUGCCUCGUCUCGGUCAGGAUCCUAACACAGAGGUGGAUUUGGAACUGGAGUUCAAUGCGACCUCCACAGUACCUAUCCCCAAGGGCAGUGACAUUGUUGAAACAUUGAAAGAGGCUGUGACCAAUCCAAACUCUAACUUCAACUUAUCUUUGGAUCUGAACUCCAUCACUGUGAUAAAUGCCCCUGCUACAACAACUGUUCCUGCUACAACUGCCAUAACAACGGCACCUCCUCCAGUGGUGGAAUUACAAGUCACCUUGCAGCAAGCUUUUGUACCAGCCUUGACUGACCCUCAAAGCACAGAAUUCAAAACACUAUCAGUAACCAUUACUACAAUUUGUGACACAAUCUUCCGACAAAGAUAUGGGCUUAGUUUCGUUCAGACUACUGUUACUCAAUUCAGACCUGUGCCUCGUCUCGGUCAGGAUCCAAACACAGAGGUGGAUUUGGAACUGGAGUUCAAUGCGACCUCCACAGUACCUAUCCCCAAGGGCAGUGACAUUGUUGAAACAUUGAAAGAGGCUGUGACCAAUCCAAACUCUAACUUCAACUUAUCUUUGGAUCUGAACUCCAUCACUGUGAUAAGGACCUCAAGCACAGCCACAGAUGUCUCGACAAAUACAACAGCUACACCUGUUGCAACAUCAACAACAAAAGGAAUCACAACCACUACUUCCAUCUCAGUCGCUGUUCCUGUUACCACAGUACCUGGUUCUGCCAUCACAAUACCAACUGGAGAACCCGUCACUGUUCUUGUUACUGGUUAUACAACUACAACCCCAUCUGUGGCCACCUCAACUACUGUUUCAAGCACAGCACCAACAUUGGCUAUGACAACUACCAGCACAACUCCAACAACUACUUCUACUACUACGACAACAACUACCACAACGACUGCACAUCUUGCAGUGGUUACAUUACAAGUCACCAUACAAGAGGUUUUUGUACCAGCUUUGAGUAAUCCUCAAAGCACAGAAUUUCAAACACUUGCGGUAACCAUUACUUCAGUGUGUGACGUGAUCUAUCGAGCAAAAUAUGGGAUAUUUUUCAUCCGGACGAUUGUCAUUUCAUUCAUACCAGUGUUCCGUUCUCGUAUGGCAGCAGACACACAGGUGGAGCUGGAAGUGGUGUUCAAUGAGACCGCCAUUGCAACUAUCGCUAAUGCAACUAUGCCCAAGGACAUUGACAUUAAAGAUACACUGAAAGAGGCUGUGACCAAUCCAAACUCUACCUUCAACCUCUCUGUGGUUCCAAACUCCAUCACUAUUAUCAGGGUCCCAAAUACAUCCACAGGUGCCACCACAAUUACAACGGCUACUCCUGUCAUCACAACCGUUGUCACAGCUGCUCCAACCACUACAACUGCUGCUGCCACCACAACCUCUGUGGCCACAAAUACACUUACUACAGUGUCUGUGGAGUUCACGUCCAAAGGAGAAACAUUUAUCUCCGACCUAUCAACCUCAUCUUCUCAGGCCUUUCAAACUCGAGCAUCACUGAUUAAAACACAGCUUGAACCUUUCUAUCGAUCAGCUUUCGCCUCUUUCAACAGUUUGACAGUAAUAAAAUUCAGAAAUGGAUCAAUCAUUAACACCAUGAAUUUAGCAUUUAGCUCCUCCGCUGUGCCAAAUUCCAAGGAAAUUGGCACCGUUUUGAUAAAGGCUGCACAAAACAUCACAGCUUUCAACAUCAACCCCACGUCAGUUACUGUCAGCGGUGAAGUUGUGACCUCAAGUGGUAUAAGCAGCAAGACCAGUCUCUUCACUGCUUCCUGUCUGGUGGUGUUGUCGCUGCUGCUGUCAAGCUAGUCUCAGCAGCAAGCAGCAGUAUGAAAUAUCUUAACUUUGAAAAUGUAUUUACCUCAUGUCCCCCACU